AACGCGCCCCGGCUGCUCCUUUUUCUUUUUUCUUCUUCUUUUUUUUUUUUUUUUUUUUUUUUUUUCCCUUCUUUUUCCUUUUUGAGCCUCCAAAAGGCUCACUCGCCCCUUUCAUCUGCCGCCGCGGCCCAAUGGGAAGGCGGAGGCUGCCUGCAAGUGGUCUAAUCUCAAUGAGGUGUCAAUCAUGUUCCCCGGUGGGUGAAGUAAGGUCUUUUGUAACCGCCUCUGUCUUUGGGAAAGAGAGGAGAGAGGAGGAAGGCUGGAGCGGAGAGGGGGACGCCGGAUCGUGCUGCAGGAGAGGAGCUGAGCUUUGAGCUCGCUUGUGCGUUAGCAGGGAGAAGCGGAGCACAUGGAUUUCUAAACACGCUGGGAUUUUAUAUAUCUAUAAAAAAUAACAACAAGCGAACCUGACCCUACUGAAAACAGUCAAAUGAAUCGUAAUUGCAGAUCAAUGCAGAGAGAUGGGGAAACUUCACUCGAAACAUGACUUUCCUCCGGAUCUGCCUAGCUGCCGUUUGUAAACCCAGAGAAAGUCCAGAAGGUGAUAGUUUUGCGGUGAACGCCACUCUGGCUCGCAGAGGGCUGGAGGACUGGCUGGUGAAGCAGAAAUACUCCGGGGGCGGCAGCAGCUCGGGACUCCAGCACGGCUGCCAGCACCGCGCCGUGUGCAGGCUCUCCAGCGCCAGGGAUUUAUCUGGGGAAGGCUACAGAGACACUAUUGGUGAUGAACACUUUCAUCUAGAAGUGGCUUUGCCUCCAGAGAAGACAGAUGGAGUUUGCAGUGGAGAUGAAAAGAAAGCAGAAAAAGAAAGUGACACACGCACGAGUUCCAAGAAGCAGCUGAAAUUUGAAGAAUUGCAAUGUGAUGUGUCUGUAGAGGAAGAUAACAGGCAAGAAUGGACCUUCACACUGUAUGACUUUGAUAACAACGGAAGAGUCACACGUGAGGAUAUUACCAGCUUGCUUCAUACCAUCUAUGAGGUAGUUGAUGCAUCAGUAAACCAUUCUCCUAGUUCCAGCAAAACUCUGCGAGUGAAACUUACUGUGGCACCAGAUGGCAGCCAGAAGAAAAAGAGUAUCUUGUUGAAUCAUACUGAUUUGCAGAGUGCCAGGCACAGAGCUGAAAACAAAGCUAAUGAAGAAGCAAGAAGCUCUGAGAAGAAGCAGAGGGCUUCUCUCAGAUACCACCAGAGUGAGAACAAUCCAGAGCAAAGUGGGUGCUAUCGUCAUUGUGUUGAUGAGAACAUUGAAAGGAGAAACCACUAUUUGGAUCUUGCAGGAAUAGAGAACUACACAUCAAAGUUUGGGCCAGGAUCUCCUCCAGCAGCUCAAAAACAUGACCCACCAGGCAGAAUUGUGAAUCAAACUAGAUCCCGUUCUCAUGAGCCUGAAACCUUCUAUGUUCACCAUAGGAAAUCUCAAGUGGUGGAUCCAAACCACAUCAAUCUGGCUGAAAGUUCGUAUGCCAAGAUUGCAGAAAUCCAACAGAGGCUCCGGAACCAGGACUCAAACAAGCACUUUGUGAGGUCUCCCAAAGCCCAGGGUAAAAAUGUCGCCCCUGUGCAUCCUGGAAGGGCAGUUAGAAAUAAACCUUUUCAAGGGGUGUCCUUGCCCAUGGCUUCCCCAAGUGCACGGGUGGGCCAGAACCUCCCGUACCUUCCCUUGCAAUCCCAACAGAUCCACAAGAAGCAUAAGCAGAGGGCAAAGGAGAAUCACCAAAUGUGCAAAACCUUCCAGUCUCCAGGGACAGUUGUGGAAAAGGAACAUGUGAGAGACCUGCCCACAGUCAUUUUAUAUGAAGGCCAAGUGGGACAAAUGAUACAAAGACAUGAGCACCACCACCACCACGAGCACCACCACCACUACCACCACUUCUACCAGACAUAGAAGAGAUCCCACCAACAUCCUCCAAGAAUCAUCCCAAAUGAAGGAAAUGAGUUCUUGUGAUACCAGAACUAAGGCAUUACUAUGAUUAAUAUGAUCAUUACUCCAUUAAUAUUCAGCUAGCAUAUAUUUUAGAGGUUAUAUGGAACUCUUGAAACUCACCCUAUUUAUAUGUUGUGGAACCGCAUAGCUUACUCAAACACCUUGUGGAUUUUUUUUUUUUAAGUGGCUUGUAAAACAGCAAACAGCCAUAGCUUUUUGAGCUGUGAUUUAAUACAGGUCGUCAACGCACUUCUGUAAAAGUACUACUUCCAUUGUACUCAGAAAGAUACUUCAAACAGUCUUGCAGACAUCUAGCUUUCCACUCUGCUGUACGUCGGCUGAUCGCACACAAGCCUUUCAUCAGGGGAGCAAUGUUCGAAGGGUUGGACUCCAGAGAUACUCAGAUAAUGGAAAAUACAAACAGCUGCUACCUCUAGUAUUAUUCAGAUUUUAUUUUCUUUUUAUUGAUUGUAAUGUGCUACAGGGGGGAAAUUUAAUAUACUGUGUUCAUGUAGCCUGUUUGUGUUCACAUCCUUUCAAAUCAUCUUAAUUACAUGGAAAUAUUUGUCAAAUAAAACUUGUCAACAGGGCUACGUUUGUACAACUUACACUUUAUUUUCUUGGAGAUUCUUCACUGACAAAAGUACAGUCUGUUAUAUACUGGGUAAUAUUUAAAUAUACUUCUUUUAUUUUUGGUUUUUCUCUUGCUUAUUCUCCACUCUGUUUGGGGUAACCAUUUGAAAAGAGGAGGAUGUGAAAUGGGGUUUUCCAAAGCAUCACUAGAUUUUAGUGCUUGGGCUAUAACUAUCAUUCAUGGGGGUUUGAGAAGGAGAGGGGUUCAUGGAGGGGCGGGGGGGGGGAUUUGUUUUGUUUAAAUCCACAGUUCUUUGUUUUGAGAAAGAAUUGAGGAAAAUAUACUUUCUCACUUUAAAUGUUGGCAAAUAUAUAUAAAAUAUAAAUAUAAAUAUAUAUAUAUAAAUAUGCGCACUCUCAGGUACAUUUUGUUGUGUUUUAGAAAUCUGUGGUUUGAAUAUUAACAUUAUAUUUGUUUUUUCCACAACAGUGAUUUUUUAGAAACAUAUGCCAUGGCAUUUUCUUGGUGCCUCUGAUUUAAAUUCCCAAGCACCUAUCAAUUUGUGCUUCUCCUAUUUUAGAGACGUGUAUAAAAAAUAUCAUUCACAAUCAUUCUGGAUUCUUCUACUUUUUCCAUGUCAAAGGGCUUCCAUUCCAUGAAGGAGAAUCAGACCACACUCACAAGACCUUAAUGGCUGCUGAGAAAUUUGAAGGUCAAAAGAAAAUUGGAAAAGUGGAAAAAAAAAAAAAAAAAAAAAAAGAAGGGUUAGUACGUUCACGUUUUGCUUUCCGUGGAGCCCAGAUUUAUAAUAGAUUCAGUUGGGGUUUGUACAGAUCACCAUUUUGCAGGUAGAAAGUGACUGGAAAACACCUACAUUUCUUUUGGAACAUGAAAGUAGAGAACUCCUACAUCAAAACAUAAAUGUUCUAUAAAUGUAUUUGCUUUUGGUUUUAAUUAUUUUUAAUGUUGUGGUAUUUUGUCAAUAGUAUAUAUUGUAAAAUGUAACUAUCCGACGUUGUUAUAAGCCCUUUAUGAUUAGGGUAUUUUUUGUUUUCUGACUAGAGUUUUGAUCAGUCCAAAAUGGGGUAUUACCUUACUGCUGACCAGUUUUAGAGGGAUAUUGUCCUUUCUAAGAACACAGAGACAUCACCUUGUAAAGAACAGUGGGAAGCCUUGCCUUCUUGUGGAAUUGGAAUAGAAUCACUGCUUAAUGGUAAUUAGGUCCAUCUCUUGUCUCCCUGGAUCAGCAGAUGUUUAGACUUAUUGUCCCCUUUAAAAAAUCUGGUUUAUUAUAUUUUACUUUUUUUAGCUGUCAACAGCGUGUUCUGUAAAAUCUAACAAAAUGUUUUUAAAAUGUGUUUGAUCUGUGUGACAACUAUACUGUUCUGUUUAUUUUAAAAUUCCUAAAGUCCAAAAAUAUUUAUAUGCAGAAUUUUCUGUGUUGAAAAUAUGAAAAGGCCACGAAUUUGGUUAGUUACCACUGAGUUGUUCUAGUCUAAGCCUUUUUUGCUGCUUGUGUAUCAUUCUUUUUCAAUGUAUAUAUAAUUAUGGACUGCAAAAAAAAAAAAAGGCAUUUAUAUGUCUAGUAGAAGGAAUAAGCUUAUUUAUAUUAUAGUGUUAAAAAAGUCUGAUGUAUUCAAGUGACAUUAUACCGCAUGCAAACACACAGUGUACAUUCCAUCUAAGAAGGGAUGCCAUGCUAUUUGUUUUGAAGAAGUAAUUAAAGCUGUUCUCUUUUCAGUGGAGCAUAUGCCAGAAAGACUGAGAGGUGGAAAUUGUUCUUAGUCAAUUUUUUUUAAUGCAGAUUGUUGCUGAAAACCAGAAAACAUUCUGGAAAACUCAAGUGCUUUCAGAACUGUGGGAUUUUCCGAGAAAGGGCAGCAAAGGGGUAAAAAUGCUCCUUCACCCAAAGGUAUUUUGCUGGAAAAGAAAACAGCACCACUACCAAAAUCCCAUCUGACUGAGAAGUGUGCAGUACUGGCUGUGCCAGGUGAACUCUGACAUGGAACAUGACUGACCAUUGGUUACAGCUGGGCAUUGAUUUGUUUUGGCUUAUUAUAUUUGGACAUUCAAAAGACAGAUUCUGCCUUGCUCAGAGUCUGUGAAACACGUUUUAAUAACAUGGCAUCCCCUUACAAAAACUUUACACCAGCCAUGUAUGAAUAUACAGUAUCUAAAUACUGUGUUGCAGUUGUGUUAUGUGCAUUAUAAGUGUGAAUAACAUGUAGCACAGUUUCUUUUCACAGAACCUUAAAUUUCCGUAUCUUUUAAAUAUGUUUGCUUUUCAGUAUUUUGUAUAGUAAAUAUAGAUGGUUUUGACUAAAUGCUUUAUUUAUUUAACAGCAAAAACUGUGCCAAGAGAACCCCCUGUUAAUUAAAGUUUUACUAGUUCAGAAAA
This is a messenger RNA of Corvus hawaiiensis (hawaiian crow), 4898 nucleotides long. It is a transcript of the gene NKD1, whose product is annotated as NKD inhibitor of WNT signaling pathway 1. Lineage: Eukaryota; Metazoa; Chordata; Aves; Passeriformes; Corvidae. Gene Ontology annotation, molecular function: calcium ion binding. Gene Ontology annotation, biological process: negative regulation of Wnt signaling pathway. The record is from RefSeq and is a predicted model, not a curated record. The coding region runs from base 484 to 1887 and encodes 467 amino acids. The transcript has 10 exons. Gene Ontology annotation, cellular component: cytoplasm.